UUGGUGGCGAAAGGGGGGAGGGAGUUGGAAACCCAGCAUGCGGGCAGCAUGGAAAGGGUGAGGGAGCAGCGGCCUUUCUGCUCGCUGUCCAAGAGCCAGAGGGACCGCGUGAGGGACUGCGAGAGAGACAGGGAGCGGGAGCGCCGCUACACCGCCUCCUCCACUGACCGCGAGGAGGGAGCCUGCCGCGUGCCCACUCAGAAGUCCUACAGCUCCAGCGAAACCCUGCAGGCGUUUGACCAUGACCCCUCACGGAUGCUGUUCGGAGGCCGAGUCAAGGAGAUGGUCCACAAAGAGACAGCAGAAUACACCAGGCCAGGGCAGACGUUUUCAUUGAGGCAACUGGGGAUUUGUGAGCCACCACCUCGCAGAGGCUUGGCUCUCUGCCCUGAGACGGGCCUGUCCCACCCACUCAGCAGCUACUCCAGAGGACCGGUCGCCACAGAAAACCAUGAACCUGUAUCACCGGAACGUACCAUGACUCUAUGGGGGACGGGGGCGAAGUCGGGGCAGAAUUCAUGCCUCUCCAGUCGCUCUAACUCAGCGCUUACACUCACUGACACAGAAAUGGACAAUAAAUCGGACACUGAGAUGGGUGAGUGGGGCACGUUUUUCAUUCCCUCUAUCUCCAAAUGCUUAUUUGUUUGCAGCCCAUGCUCCCGUUGCCUUUUCAAAGAGGAGGAAUUCUCAUGGAGAAAAAGCAGCAGUAGGCUGGAUUAG
Messenger RNA from Menidia menidia (Atlantic silverside), 720 nucleotides. NCBI's taxonomy places the organism in Eukaryota, Metazoa, Chordata, Actinopteri, Atheriniformes, Atherinopsidae. The record is from the annotation of a GenBank genome assembly.